CAAAACCAUAGCAAGUGAAGAGAACUCAUCUAUCCCAGGGGUUGGUGUGGACGCUUUAGUUAAAGAUGGGUUGCUUGACAAGUUGAAGGAUGGUCCUCUGUUCUGGAUCGAUACAGCUGAUAAACAGCCUUGCAUUGGUACCGGUGGCAUGAUAUCAUGGAAAUUUAAUGUCAUUGGCAAACUUUUCCACAGUGGUUUGCCUCAUAAGGCUAUUAAUCCACUAGAGUUGGCGAUGGAGGCGUUUAAAGAAAUCCAGUUGCGUUUCUACAGAGACUUCCCUCCUCAUCCUAAAGAGCAAAUUUAUGGAUUUGCAACACCAUCAACCAUGAAACCAACACAAUGGAGUUAUCCAGGGGGUGGUAUCAAUCAAAUACCAGCUGAGUGCACCAUUUCAGGAGAUGUUAGGUUGACUCCAUUUUACAGUGUAUCUGAUGUGAUGAAAAAGCUUAAAGACUAUGUUGAUGACUUGAAUGACAACAUAGACAAACUUGAUACAAGGGGGCCUGUUUCAAAAUAUGUCCUGCCUGAUGAAAACCUUAGGGGCAGAUUAAAUAUCAGUUUUGACGAGGCAUCAUCAGGAGUUGCUUGCAACCUUGAUUCCCGUGGAUUCCACGUAUUGUGCAAAGCUACUGAAGAAAUAGUGGGGCAUGUGAAACCAUAUUCUAUCACUUAAUGGAGACAUACCAUGUGCCAAGGAUAUGGUGUCUUUGCCAGUAUCAUCUCCCAGUUGGAAGAAGAUUGGUUGACUACCACAUCUACACACUUAUUGACACUUGACCUCCGAUCAAUGGGUGUCUUGUAUUUCAAUUAUCAGAGGAUUGCCCGAUUCGCCCCAAUUUAUAUGAUUCUAUUACUGGAUAUUGUAUUCACUAAGGCGAUGUAUUUCCAGAAAGAGGUACUUUGAAAUCUUCUAUUGAGAAUGGGAUCUGUUUCAACUUAUUUUCAAAAAAAAAAA
Cuscuta europaea is the source of this 955-nucleotide messenger RNA. The record is from the annotation of a GenBank genome assembly. Lineage: Eukaryota; Viridiplantae; Streptophyta; Magnoliopsida; Solanales; Convolvulaceae.